ACUGGGUAAUCCGCCCUGCUUUUAACAGCUGAUUUUUCAGGAAGUCGAACGAAUGGUAUCCAAGAAAUGUUUCUUUUUGCAAGUGCUGGACCAGAAGAGACAAAGACGAGAUCAUUGCUUCAGGAGUAUGUAGUUAUGCUGAUUUUACUGGUCCCGCCCAUUUGAGAUCAGACUGGGCUGAAUGUGGCCCCUGAACAAAGAUGAGUUUGGCCUACAGGAAGGAAAGAACAGCUUCAAAGUUUGAUUCCUCCAGGCUGGAAUCCAAUCAAGUCAAUCAGGAGAAAGUGGAGCUGCAGCCGAGCUCCCACACUUCACUGUUGAGGAGACAAAGGCAGCAGUGCUCUCUGAAAACACCAAAAACUCCUGGUUUUUGUGUGAAAGGUUGUAAUGGGGUUCAGAGGAGCAGUUCUUCUGGGGUUGGUGCUUCUCUUCUCAGGUGGGAUUGUUUGCUGCGCCGCGCAAAACUCGUUGAACUUCAGCACCAAUGAGACCCGAGUCCCACAAGAACAAGUGGCAACAAGCCUCCAGCUGCCGAGAUCGCCGCAGACAACACAUCAUCAGUCAAACCAGAUGGAGCGACAGGAUCCGGUGGACAGUCCUGUCAGUGACCGGCUCAGGAGAUUGUGGCUCAGGAAGCAAAAACCGGUGGAGGCGCAUGUGGAGCAGAGGUUUAAGGUGACCUCAGAGCAGCAGAUGGAAACUCCAGAGACGGGAAAGGUUCAAGUUCAAGGCCCAGAUUUGAGCCAACCUGUCAAGAAGAAACCAAAGGCGCUGGUGAAGUUUGAGCAGCGGGUGCCGGUGCCAGCUGACAGUGUUCAAGCGCGCUGUGGCGAAGAUAAGGUCACCAUCGAGGUCAAGCAGAACUUCUUGGGAAACAGUCAGUUCAUCCGUCCAAGUGAUCUGACCUUAGGAGGCUGCGCUGCCGUAGACACUGUCGACCACGUCCUGCAGUUCCAGACGGAGUUGCACGGCUGCGGCAGCACGAUGACGAUGACUGAUGAAGCCCUCAUCUACUCAUUUUCUCUGACGUACUCUCCGACGCCGAUCAGCGACACAUUCAUUCUGAAGACCAACCCUGCUGAGGUGCUAAUUCAAUGCCACUAUCAAAGGAGGCAUUACGUGAGCAGCAGCGCCAUGAGGCCGACCUGGAAGCCGUUCGCCUUCAACAUGCAGGCAGAUCAGCAGCUGCACUUCUCCCUGCGCCUCAUGACAGAGGACUGGCAGUCGCCGAGGCCUUCCAGUGUUUACUUCCUGAGCGACGUGAUGCACAUCGAAGCGUCGGUUCUGCAGGGUCACCACGUUCCCCUCAGGGUCUACGUGGACAGCUGCGUGGCCACGGCGACCCCCGACCCUCACUCGCAACCCAGAUACUCUUUCAUCAACAACCACGGGUGUUUAACUGAUGCUAAGCUGACAGGAGCCAAGUCUUACUUCAUGCAGAGGAGCCAGGAGGAUAAACUUGACUUCCAGCUGAAAGCCUUUAGGUUCCACCAGGAUGACAGGAAUCCACUCUACAUUACAUGUCACCUGAAAGCGACAACGGUCUCGUUCCCCGUCGACUUGCAACACAAAGCCUGUUCAUACUUGACUGAAGCCAGAAGAUGGGUGGCAUCAGGUGGAGACAAUAAGGUGUGUAGCUGCUGUGAGACCAGCUGCAGCCAACGGAGACGCAAAAGGAGCCUCGCGGCAGAUGCUGCUCUGCGGUGGGAGGGGACGGCCGCUCUGGGCCCCAUCACGCUGGAGGACGACGUUCUGCAGACUGAACCUCCUCCACAACCACAUGAAGUGACUCAAUGUGCCACCUCGGAUUUGUCGAUAGCGCUGCUUUCUGGAGUUGGAGCGUCGAUGGCUGUGGUGUUGCUCGUGCUAACGGGAGCUGUGAUCUGCAGCAGACGACGCAAGGCCACUGAGUAUCCUGUUUGCACCUGAUUUAAGACAAUAAAACAAUUCCAACCAAGCCUGAGCAGAGCCACAAGCACCCUAGGUUUGUUUAUCCCUAGUUAGCAUCUUGGUGGAAUUGAGGUUUAGCCCGAUAAAACCUGAGAAAUGUUGGGUUGCUUCUGUUUUUCUGCUUGGGUGCUUCUCUACGGUUUCAGGUUAAGUGUUCUGAGGGUUAAAAGGGGUUAAGCUGCAUGUCCAGCCUUGCAGAAAAUGACUGUGGCCAUAAAAUGCAUGUGAUGUACACAAUGAGGUACAGUAUAUUGCUCUAUCAAUCAGCGUCCUUUACUAGCAGGAGGUGAAUGGUUGAGAUUUCCAUGAUGUGCAGGGAUGUGUCUAGAACUUUUUAAGUUUAGGGGCAGUCGUAGGUGACCUUAGGACAUUUAAAAAGCAAAAAAUUACCCAAAAAGUUAUGUUGAAUUCAUGCAAAAACCUGAAUAUUAUCCCAUUGAUUACAAACAAGACAGUGGGGUUUUACUGAAUGAAUAAAGCUAGUGAUGGAUAACUUGUGAUAAACUGAUCAUGUAGGAAAGGCAGGUCAUAAACUUCAAUAUCAAUUCACCUAAACAAAAAAAUACUGCAUAUUAAGGCUGCAAAGCAUCAAACACACAUAUGUUGAGGGAGCAAAAUGUCAAAAACUGAGAUACUAAAGCAGCAAAACGUUCAAAAACUUGGAUAUUAAUGCAACAAAACAUCAAAAUGUGGAUAUUACAACGGCAAGGCGUCAAAAACCCAAAUAUUAACGUGCUAAAACAUCACACAUAAUUUCAAAUACAUUAAUUUUGUCAACCAAAACAUGAAAAAUCCUGACUAGUCACACACCAAAAUGCCACAAGCCUGAAUAGUAUCACACCAAAAUACUAAAAAAACUAAAAAUUAAAACAUUAAAAACACUAAAAUAUUAAUGGACUAAAACAAUAUUAUAGCAGUAAAAUGUCACAACCCUGAAUACUAUCACCAAAAUACUAAAAAACAAAACACUAAAGCAUUAAAAAAACAAAAUAUUAAUGGAUGUGUCCAGAAGUGUUUAAGUUUAGGGGCAGUCGAAGGUGGCCGUAGGACAUAAAAAAAGGAAAAAAAUGACCCGAAGUUAUGUUGAAUUCACGCAUGGAUGAUUUGUACGUCUAAUUUUUACAGGAAACUGCAUCCCCUGCUCUGAUCUCUAGGAGAUAAUUUAAUACACACCAUUACGACCGGGCUGCCAUAUAGUUCACUUAAGCUGCGUGAGAUUUUCUUCAUCUUUAUAAUAAUCCACAUCUAGAGCAAAGAGAAGUCGUCAAAAACUGAAAAUGAAAAGCAUUUCCACUGGCUCCACAUUGUGAGCUAAAACAUAACCCAGUAACAAUAGUCAUAUUUUAGAUUCAGGCCCUUUUCUAGCUUCCCCCCAUCCUUUAAUUCACCCCCUCCAGCUUCCUGCUAGUGGUGGAGUGUUCAUGAAAUGGGGCUCAUCAUGAACUGUUGCUCACAAGCCCAGGAAGACGAAUAGACAUAAUUAAAAAGCCCAUAAAAGCCGAGAGCAGGGGCUUUUAUUACAGUAAUAUGUGAAGGCUUUGGUUUAAUGGGGUGUUUGUUCCCGUGUGCGGGGCUGACGGCUGCACUAGUUUACUGCAGGAGCGACGCUGACCCCCCUCCCAUCCCCAACACACCACAGGCUAAUAAAAAGCCAGACCUAAUGAUGCACCAGCAGGACGCAUGACAGCGACAAGCAUGCACACUCAGAGCCGCAGUCGAACCCACAAAGCCGCGCCCUGAAAAGAAUCACUCAGGAUGUGGGGAAAGGAUUAUCAAAUGGACAAGAAAGUGCUGUCCACUCGUGGAGCAUGAGGACGUACAGUUUGAACAUAUUUGUGAACCCUUGUGCAGUUAUAUUAGCACAUGAAUAAAAAUGUGAAAUUGCCUGGGUGACCCCAAACGUUUGAACAGUAGUGUACAUUUCACAUAGAUAAGGUGGCAAAUAUUUGAAAACUAGGCUCCGAAAUGUCUAAAAUUUGCUACCAAGGAGGCAUUAGAGGCUAAAUGUUUCACAUCUAUAUUAGCCAGAAUGAGGCCCUUUUCUCUGUUCCAUCCCGACUUUCACAUGCAGGCUACGGAGACGAGUGCGUUUUUGACAUACAAAAACUUGCCUGGCAGUUUUAAGAGGAGUCAACAGAGUGUAAAAGGUGCUAAUGUCCUGUUAUGGCUGCAGAACAUCAUCAUCAUCAUCAUCAAUGUGCUGCAGACAGUCGCACGCCCACAGAUGUCUAACGGUUGUGGCGGCACGGACCCAAGUUGACAAGCAAAAUGGCAGCGAGUCCUGAAUCAGCCAUUUUCCUCGACAGGAUGCGUGACCCCGAGGGCACACACACGCACACUUUUUCCCUUCUAAUGCGCACACAUCCAAAGUAAUGGUGUGUGUCCAGUGUCAGGCAGGGAGAGUCCUCUCAUCUCUGGCAGCCACAGCGAUAUUAUUGCUGUAGAUGGAGCGUGCUGGGGAAUAUUGUUCCACUCCAUUGGUAUGCCGUGGACACCUCCUCGUACCACACACGCUGGCGAUGACAGAAGUCGGCGUUAACACCAGUCCUGUUGGGUGAUGCUUCUGACAAGAAACCGCAACAUGUGGACGCCUAAUCGAGACAAGAAAACGGCUGUUCUUUUCAACCGGAGAGUGGAUUUAUGGGCUUUUUUUUGUUUAACAAAGACAGACAUAAGGGGGUUUUAUCAAAGAGACUGCGCUGUUAUUACUCCUUUGAAAUUCAAGGCAGACGGCUAUAUCAUUUACCAGAGAUGUUAUCUGGCUUAAAAUAUUUGCCUUUGAAUUUAAAUAAAUAUCAAAGGCAGUUAUUAAACAGUUGCACCAUAACAUCCGGCUCCGGUUUCGAGAAUUCACGUGCACACGAAGCGUGCACGCGACCUCUGUCCAGGCCCAUAAUUAACCCUCUUAAUUAAGGGAGAAAAAAAGUUGCUAACCAAGGAAAUGGGUUUAAUUAGCCUGAUCUUAGCCGGCUGACACGUGCGUGCCGUAAAACACAUGUGCACCCCGACGCGCACACACAAAACAAUUAAGCCUCUUUUAUUCUGGCUAAUGGCUUCAGUGACUCAGAGCCUUUCUCAUUAAGACUAUCAAUAAUAUGCUGAUUACAUGCAUCCACCGGUCUCCUUUAUCGGAGCACAAAGGGACGAGUGUGUGUCUCCAAGGUUUCAGGGGCGUCUGCGCGACCUUAUCUGCUAAAAUAGACGUUUUGGAUUGUUUGGCUGGAGAAGCUGAAAGAGGCCUCGUCUUUAUUUUCUGCUGUUUAUCUUAUCAAAGGGGGUCACGUGUGCCUUUGACAGGGAGGAAGUUGUACGGCUGAGGGCUUUAUAGAGGCCAGAUAAUAGGCCGAGGAGUGAUGGCGGCUGUAGGGCUGCAGAUCUGUCUGCACGUCUGUCAGUUCAUAAAAAGAACAAGGCCGUGUCGUUUGAGUAAUAUUCAGUUUGGGAUAGUUUGGAGGCUAAUCAGAUGUCAGAAUGAUGUUAUGUAAUAUAGUUAGGCAGGAUUUUACAUCUCUGGAAGGACAUCGUCACGGAUGGAUGUCAGGCUGUUACAAAAUAUUCCAUCCAAAAUGUGCUUGAAUGUGCUUAGCUAGUGAUGCUAAUCUGGCCAUAACCUCUCCUCCUCACCUCCCUGAAGAAAAGCUAUAAGAGAUGUGAGGUGUCAUUCAAUCAAAUUAAAGAUUUCAUUACAGAUAAAUUAUUAUAGUAGAUUUUCAUCUUGCUAGUGGUGGAAUCCACCAAAAACUGAUAUACUAAGGCAGCAAAACGUUAAAAAUUUGGAUAUUAAUGCAACAAAACAUCAGAAAUUCUAAUUUCAGUGGGAUUUUACUGAAUGAUUAAAGCUUGUGAUUGAUAACUUAUGAUAAACGGACUUUAUUUUGUAGGGAAGGCAGGUCAUAAACUUCAGUAUCAAUGCACCUAAAUGUAAAAACACUGCAUAUUAAGACUGCAAAGCACCAAAAUACAUAUGUUAAGGUAGCAAAAUGUCAAAAAUUAGAAUACUAAGGCAGGAAAACAUUAAAAACUUGGAUAUUAAAGCAACAAAACAUCAAAAAUGUAGAUAUUAAGACAACAAGGCAUCAAAAACCUGACCUGUUUCUUUUUUGGCAAUAUAUCAAACUUUAUAUGGGAAAUAACAAAUUGUACCUGUGUCCGAGAAAUAACUUUCCACUAAGAUCCCCAUUACAAAAACACCUCUCAAGGAAGUGUGUUAAUUCCAGAUCACAUGACCUGCUCCACAUGAUGUCAUUUCCUCCUGAAGAAAAGACUGGCCAGACUCCAAGGCUUUCUGAGUUAUUUAAUAUAAAGUAGUGUGUGAGUCAAGUGUGGAUUUAUGGCAUGUCAACAGGUUUGCUACAAUAUCUUUAGAAAUAACUUUCAAUUUCAAUUUUACUCAAUUGUAUAUAUAAUAUUUAGAAGAAUCUUUCUGUAAAAAUGCCAUGUGGUGUUUGGUUAUAGGCAGCCAUGUUGAUUUUAGGCCUGAAAACAGCAAAAAAAAAAAAGUCAACUAUGAUACAAAAGUCCUGCAAUUAUAUAUUGACCCCUUUAUCAGCUGCAGUUCCGAUCAUUGAGAAUAAGGACAUCCCUAAUGUUUGUACUGUCGAAGGACUUGGUUUACUACACAGUUUAGACCACAGUAGGCAGGAGUUUUACAUAAAACAGAAUAUACCCACCAUACAGCUUGUAUUGACGAUGUGCAACAAAAAGGUCAUCCAGCAAGCAGCAAGUGAAACAUAAAGUACACAAAUGUGAAAAAAGUAUUUGCUAGUUAUCACUUGCAACCACUUGGUGCCAUUAAAGUUCUUGUUCCUCGUGUCGAUUUUUACCCUUAUUUGGUAAAUUUCCUCUUUGUGAAUGAACACAUUUUUCCCUUUUUUUUGAAUCGUGUCAGCAGCUUUUAAGCCACCCUCUCUCUGACCUGAGGUGUGUUUGAGACAGAGAUAAUAAAACAGGACAGACAGGCGUCCGUCACGCAGACAGGAAAACAAUAAGUCUGUGCUUUGACCUUCAGUCUCUUCCUGUUGUAACAGACACUGGGGUUCGUCCCAGAGGAGGAGGGAGGAAAGCGAUGGCUUGACCUGUGGAGCCACACCUUCACCCCCCCACACUGCAUCCCCAAACAGCCCUGAUGGGGGCUACCAGGCUCCCUCUGAUCUCCACUGUUUUCCACUUGAUGCUAUUGUGAGAUUUGUUUUUUCAUCCGAGUUCUAAGGGGUCUCUUGUGGCCACCUAUGGAGCUGGCAGACGGACCUUUGUGUGGUUCCCAGCCUCGUUUUUUUAAUACCUCUUGAUUGCGAACAAGACAGUGGAAUUUUACUGAAGGAGUAAAGCUUGUGUUAUGUAGGAAAUGUGGAUCAAAAAGUUCAAUAUCAAUGCACCUAAAAAUAAAAACACUGCAUAUUAAGGCAACAAAGCAUCAAAACACAUAUGUUCUGGUAGCAGAAUGUCAAAAACUGGGAUACUAACUCAGCAAAACGUUAAAAACUUGGAUAUUAAUGUAACAAAGCAUCAAAAAUAUGGAUAUUAAGACAAGACCUAAAUAUUAAUGUGCUAAAACAUCAAAAACCUGCAAAUUAGUGUAGUAAAAUUUCAAAAACAUUAAUUUUGUCCACCAAAGCAUAAAAAUCCUGAAUAUUCACACACCAAAAUAUAAAAAACCUGAAUAUUAUCACACCAAAAUACCAAAAAACUAAAAAUGAAAGCAUUAAAACACAAAAAACUGAACAUUAAUGGACCAAUACCUUAUUAUAAAGCAGUAAAAUGUUAAAAACCUGGACA
Molecule: messenger RNA, 7725 nt
Organism: Amphiprion ocellaris (clown anemonefish)
Lineage: Eukaryota; Metazoa; Chordata; Actinopteri; Pomacentridae
Product: zona pellucida sperm-binding protein 3-like
Exons: 12
Coding region: 388-1929 (513 amino acids)
Biological process (GO): positive regulation of acrosome reaction; egg coat formation; binding of sperm to zona pellucida
Cellular component (GO): extracellular matrix
Molecular function (GO): acrosin binding
Source: RefSeq, a predicted model, not a curated record